Closterium sp. NIES-65 is the source of this 1425-nucleotide messenger RNA. The record is from the annotation of a GenBank genome assembly. Lineage: Eukaryota; Viridiplantae; Streptophyta; Zygnematophyceae; Desmidiales; Closteriaceae.
AUGGCAGCUCCACCUGCCGUCAAGCUCACGCGCCCUCCACUCCUCGUCGGCUCGCCGCACCGCGUAUCACCAAACUCUCGUCUGCGCUCCUUGCCAACUCCAAAAUCACGAAGUCCCCACGCGCUCUCGCCAUGCCACCAUUCCUCCAUCUCCUCCCUUCCCGCCCUCUCCUCGCUCUCCGCCUUUCACUCCCCCCGUUCCCUAGAUCCUCCCCGCUCGGACGCCCUCUCCCGUUCCGGCCAACCUUCUCGCGCUCGUUGCUUAAGAGCGUCGAGCCGCACGUCAAUCCGCGCAGCGUGGGGAUCAGAUCGACGCGCCGAUGGAAGCGCAAGUAGCUCGAGUAGCGCAUCGUCUCGCCAUCGCCGGCCAGGAACCGUCUCCGCAAAUGGCGAGGCCGCGACGAACUUCGCCGAAACGUCCGCGACAGUUACUGGCGUCGUGCCGGUCCGGCGGGUAUUCCGCGGGGAAGCGGACAGGGCAAGCGCGCAAAGGCUGCGGGAAGAGCAAUUGCGCGAGCGCACGCUGCGGAUAAACGGGUUCCUGGAGAGAGACGCCGAGGCGCUAGUGGUGCGAGAGGCGCGGCCCGAGGAGUACUGGGAGGCUGCUGACGUGCACUGCGCUGCGUUCUUCCCGCACGCGCCCUUCCCGCUAAAUUAUAUUUUGCGAAUGGACAGGGUCUCGGCGAUCCUGGCCAAUCUCAGCAUGCCACGCGGCACGUACAAGAAGUGCCUGGUGGCCUUUGACUCGCCAGCUUUCCUCCAAUCCCUCCCUCCUUCCUUCGCCCUCACAACUGCUUCCUCCCCCUCCGCCUCCCCCUCCGCCUCCGCCUCAGCCUCCCCCUCCGCCUCCUCUUCCCCUUCUUCCUCCCCCUCCACCACCACCACCACCUCCACAACCGCGCCCGCGACCAAAGCCCGCGCGCCACCCCCUGAGCACGCGGCGUCAGCAGCGAUCAAGGACUUUGACGGCGAGCGGGACUUAAUCGGCGGGCCAAUGUUCCGGCCCGUGCUGGCGACCAUGCUGCUGGGCCCGCCCGUGCUCUCGUGGACCUUCUCCGGGCUGAAUGUGGGGCCCAGGGGGCUCGUGGGGUCUGUCACGGUUGACACGGCUGGGGAGUUUCUGCCGCGCCGCAAGCCACACAACAGGCGCCGGACGGGCAUAGCAUACAUAAGCAACAUGGCAGUGAGGGCAGUGCGCAGGAGAAGGGGCGUGGCGGGCAGGCUACUGGCAGAGGCGGAGGCGCAGGCGAGGCGGUGGGGGUGCAGGGCGGCAGCGCUGCACUGCGACGUGCGCAACGAGGGCGCCCUCCAGCUGUACCUGCAACACGGCUACCGCCUCGUGCGGCCGCCGCUGGGUGCUGUGUGGCCCCAACCCAUGGCCUCUGAAGGCCAGGACCUGCAACUGCUGCUCAAGCGACUGGGGUAG